AUGCACGUCUUCCGCGUCACCAUCCUCGAGGGCCGCGGCUUCGGCGGCGAUCUCCAGGCGCUUAUUUGCAGCGCCCAGUUCGGCGGCGAGACGAAGACCACCGGCUACAGCGUCGGCGGCGACGCGCACGCCUGGGGCGCUACGCUGAUGUGGGCCGUGGAGGACCGCGGCCAGCUGCGGCGCCUGCAGGCGAGCGGUGCAAGCGGCUGCAAAGUCAGCGUGCUGAGGCGGGACGGCGUUAGGCUGGGCUGGGUGGUGCUUGACCUGCGGGACGCGAAGAUGCGCCAUCAGUACGGCAAGAAUGCUGAAGCCGAAUGGCUGCAGCUCAGCGGCUCCCGGCUGCAGGACGCCCCCAGGCUGCGUGUCGCGUACAGCUUUGGGGAGGACCCGCCCCUCGCCUCUCCCGAGAGCAGCACCUCCAGCCUCCUCCCCAUCACAGCCCCGCUAGGCGCCCCCGCCGCGGCGCCCGCCGCGGCCGCGCCGGCCGACGCGGCUAGGCCGCAGCGGCCGGGGAGCCUGCGGCGCCGCAGCGGCGGUGGCCGGGGCGUGGCGGAGGCGCAGCGUUGGGGCCGAGCGCACGUGGACGACGAAUGGGAGGAGCAGCGAGGGUUGUCGCUGGGGCGUCAGCAGCCAGAUCAGGAUUCUGCGGGCUCCACCGGGCUCAGCCUGAGAUCUGACCUGCCCAAGGAGCGAGAACGGCUGCAGACUGACGCCGGCGCGGGUGCCGGCGACGUGGCCGCCAGGGACGACGCGGGCGCCUCGCACGCGCCUGCUGCGGCUGGCGGCAGCGGGGGCGGCGCGCAGGCCGGUGCGGAGGCCGGCGCGGCGCAGGUGCAGGUUGUGGAGAAGGAGGAGCAGGAGGAGGAGGAGGAGGGGGUGAAUGAGCCACAGCAGCCACAGGAGAGCCAAGACGCAGAAUGGGCGGAGCACAGGCAGCGGGAGCGAGAGCAGCAGGAGCAGCAGGAGCAGCAGGAGCAGCAGGAGCAGAGGCAGGAGGAACCGCAGCAACGGCAUCAGGAACAGGGGCAGGAAAAGAAGCUACACGAGCUGCAGCACAAGCAAGAUCGACAGGCGGAACGAAUGGAUUUGCAGCAGCAGCAGCAGCAGCAGCAGCAGCAGCAGCAGCGGCAGCCGUCGCACCAGGCGUCGCCAGCGUCGCCACCCCGGCAACAGCAGCAGCAGCUUCAGCAGCAGCAGGGGCAGCCCCCCCACCAGGCGUCGCCGGCGUCACCACCACAGCAGCAGCAGCAGCAGCAGCAGCAGCAGCAGCAGCAGCAGCAGCAGGAGCAAAGGGCAGCGCAAGCUGUGGAGCGCGCAGAGGCGCCGCGUGACCCUGAGCGCCGCUUCUCCCUGUCCAUCGACGUCCGUAGCCUGCAGGCGGGGCGCCGCCUGCCCGUCAACCUGGCGACCGCCUACGUGCAGGCACACCUGCCCGCCGAGCUGCUGAGCUUCCUGGCCGCCUGCAACGCGCGCGUCCCGCCACGCGCGGCGCCGCUGCGGACGCGGCCGGCGGUAGAGAUUGCCCGUGGCAGCGAGGGCGCGCUGCCAAACGGCCACGUGUCCCUCGAAUUCAGCUGUGGCGUGAUGGCGCUGGCGUCGCUGCUGGGUGGGGAGCCGCGCCUGACCCUUGAGGCGUGGCACAAGGAGAGGUUUGGCGCGGACACGCUUCUGGGAGUGGCAUCCGUCCCGCUGUCAGCGCUGCUGCAGGAGGCCUGGGUGGACGGUUACGCGCCCGUCUUGGCGCUGAUGACGCGCGCGGGCGACGGCGCGCUGGCGGGGGCAGAGGAGCGCGUGCAGGCGGCGGAGGCGGCCGCGGCGCGGGGGGCGCCUGAGUACUUGGUGGCGUGGGAGCUGGAGGUGUGGAAGAAGGCGGAGGAGGCAAAGUGGCGGGCGGAGCUCAAGGAGCGCGAGCAGCAGCGUAUGGCGGCGCUGGAGGCGGAGUGGCGGCGGCGGGAGCGGGCGCGGGAGGGGGAGAUGGGCAGCCUGAGGGCGGAGUACGCGGGCCUGGAGGCCAGGGCGAAGCAGGUGCUGGCCGCGGCAGAGGGCCGCGAGGCGCGCCUGGUGGCGGCAGACGAGCAGCUGGCCCGGCGGCGCGCAGACCUCGAGCGCGAGCACGCGUCGCGCAUGGCGGAGGCGGAGGCGGCGGUGCGGCGCCUGCAGGUCGAGUGCGAGCACCAGCUGUCCAUUGAGCGCGACCGCUGCGCGGAGGCGGGCCGCCAGAGGGCCGCGGCGGAGGAGCGGGUGGUCGCGGCGGAGGCGCGGGCGGCGGCGUUGGAGGCGGCUUUCGCAGACUUCAGGCAGCAGCAGCGCGUGACGCCGGAGGGGGUGCUGCAGCAGCAGCUGGCCGAGGCGCGGCGCGAGGCCGAGAAGCAGGGGGAGAGGGCCGCCAAGGCACUGGCGGCGAAGAAGCGGUACAAGGAGCAGGCGCGCGGGGCGCGUGUGGUGCAGCUGGCCCGGGAGCUCGCCGCGCAGCACAAGGAGCGCCAGGCGCAGCAGCUGCAGCUCGAGGCCGCCGCCCGCGCCGCCGCCGAGUCCCGUCGCCGCGACGAGGAGGGCGCCGCCGCCGCGGGCCGCGAGGCAGCCGCGCUGCGCGCCGCGGCGGGGGAGCAGGCCGCGCUCGCGGCGGCGCGGCGCGCUGAGCUGGCGGGGCUUCACGAGCAGCUGCGGCGGCUCAAGGACGACGUGCUUGCCGCCGGUGACGAUUGGGAGGAGGCGGCGCAGCAUCGCGCCGCCCGGGCGGACGCAGCAAGGGAUGAGGAGGACGAUCGAAGUCAUAGUCCCCGGAGAUCGGCGCCGACAGGUGAGGGCGAGAGAGUUGACGGUGAACUUCCCGGUGACGCGGGCGACGAUCUGUGGCAGGUGGUGGACCUGCUGAGCUCGCCGCGGCGGCGGCGGCGGCUGCCGACGGGGCCGAGGGCGGCGAGCCCAGCGGGCGCACAGGAGGGCGGCGGCAGCUGCGGGCCGGACGCAGCCUUGGGAUCGGGCGCGGACCAGGCUGCAGGGCCCCAAACGGGCCGGCGCCCGGCUGGAGAUGGCGGCGGCGGCGGCGGCAGCACGAGCAAGGGCGGCGGGGCCAGCGGUGCGAGCAAGGCCGGCGGCGGCGGCCCCGGGGACGGCGGCCCCGGCGGCGGCGGAAUGGGCGAGGUGGUGCGCCUGCUCAAGGAACGUGCCGAGCUGCUGAGCACUGGGCUGUACUCCCGGGAGGAUGACGUCAUCAGGGAGCUGGACGGGCGCAUAGCGCAGCUGGCCGCAGCCGGGUAG
This is a messenger RNA of Monoraphidium neglectum, 3261 nucleotides long. RefSeq lists its product as hypothetical. The record is from RefSeq and is a predicted model, not a curated record. Lineage: Eukaryota; Viridiplantae; Chlorophyta; Chlorophyceae; Sphaeropleales; Selenastraceae. The transcript is spliced from 12 exons. The coding region runs from base 1 to 3261 and encodes 1086 amino acids. Gene Ontology annotation, cellular component: centriole; centrosome. Gene Ontology annotation, biological process: positive regulation of centriole elongation; interkinetic nuclear migration; centrosome cycle.